Ochotona curzoniae (black-lipped pika) is the source of this 1016-nucleotide messenger RNA. RefSeq names its product TNF receptor superfamily member 14 (gene TNFRSF14). The record is from RefSeq and is a predicted model, not a curated record. The transcript has 8 exons. Gene Ontology annotation, biological process: defense response to Gram-positive bacterium; positive regulation of cytokine production involved in immune response; positive regulation of T cell migration. Gene Ontology annotation, cellular component: external side of plasma membrane. The coding region runs from base 117 to 959 and encodes 280 amino acids. Gene Ontology annotation, molecular function: protein binding. Lineage: Eukaryota; Metazoa; Chordata; Mammalia; Lagomorpha; Ochotonidae.
UUUUGUCCCCAGGUGGCAGCGAUGUCUGGCGGGUUGCGAGGGGCUGAGGGACGUCCUCCUGCCUGGGGUCUGGGUGGGUCCGCCACGACCUGAGGCAGCCUUGUGCUCAGGUGGACAUGGAGCCCCGGCGGGGCGGGGGGCCUCCCGGCUGCGGCCCAGCACCCCCUGCAGACGCCCUGGGCCUGGCCCUGUAUCUCUUGCUCCUCCUGGGAGUCCCUGGCUGUGCCCUGGCCCAGCCCCUGUGCAAGGAAGAGGAGUACCCUGUGGGCAACGAAUGCUGUCCCAAGUGCAGCCCAGGGUACCACGUGGUACGGGCCUGCGGAAACGAGAGUGGCACCGUGUGUGCACCCUGCCCUGGCGAGACCUACACUGCCCACUACAACGGCCUGAGCAAGUGUCUGCCGUGCCGCGAGUGUCAUGCAGCCCUGGGCCUGGUCACCAGGCGCGUGUGCUCCCGCAUAGCCAACACUGUGUGCGGCUGUGACCAUGGGCGCUUCUGCGUCAGCAAGGACGGUGACCACUGUGACGCCUGCCGGCCCCACUCCACCUGCCGCCCAGGCCAGAGGGUACAGGAGACAGGCACCGAGAGUCGGGACACUGUGUGUGGCGACUGCCCGCCGGGCACGUUCUCGCCCAACGGGAGCUUGGAACAGUGUCAGCCCUGGACCAGCUGCAGCCACUGGCUCCUGGCCGAAGCAGUGCCUGGGACCAACCGCACAGAUGCCACCUGCUCCCCCUGGAUGCAGCAUCUUGUUUGGGGCUUUGCCACCACCAUCAUCCUGUUGAUCCUUGUUGGUGUAUUCAUCUGGAAAUGGAGGAGACGGAAAAGGCCACCAGGUGACCAGGCGACCGACUCAAUCCAGGGCAAAAGGAGUGAAGACAGCAAGCCCAUGGUGCUACAGGUGCUGCCCAGCGUCACCACGGUGGCGGAGGAGGAGACGGCCCCUGUGCUGAUCUAGGGGGCCAUCGCUAGCCAGCGGGAUCGACGGCUGCCACGUGUGGGACCAGCUGUUGGA